Messenger RNA from Colletotrichum karsti, 960 nucleotides. RefSeq lists its product as uncharacterized. Lineage: Eukaryota; Fungi; Ascomycota; Sordariomycetes; Glomerellales; Glomerellaceae. The transcript has a single exon. Bases 1 to 960 code for a protein of 319 amino acids. The record is from RefSeq and is a predicted model, not a curated record. Gene Ontology annotation, molecular function: hydrolase activity.
AUGCCGGGACUGAGCUUCGACAAGGAAUUCUGGAAGGUCGCUGGCCCCAUCAUUGCCUUUAGACCACCGGGCCAAGCUAAGAAUGCGCUUCAACUUCGCGAGAGCACCAACGCGGGGCUUGGCUUGUUCGCAAAGGGUUCUAUGCCCGACGACAUCGUCGAGACCAAGCACCAGAUCACCUCGUUCGACGGCGAGCAGAUCGCGGUGCACCAAUUCGCGAACAAAAACGCAGACACCAGCGUCAAGCACCCGGCUUUCGUCUACGUCCACGGGGGCGGGCUAGUGGGAGGACCGGUCGAUCCGUGCAGUCGUCUGCUGGCCGCAGGGUGUGCCGACCUUACCGGCGUUCAGAUGUUCGCGGUCGAGUAUCGGCUGGCGCCGGAGUUUCCGUACCCGACGCCCGUGGAGGACUGCUACGCGGCGUUGAAGUGGCUCAGUGAGAACGCGGAGGAGCUCAACAUAGACCCGGCGCGUCUUGGUUUCUACGCUCUGAGCGCCGGCGGCGGACUCGCAGUGGGAGCGGCGAUGAUGGCGCGCGAUCGAGGUCUGUCGCCGCCUCUGGCGAAGCAGAUGCUGAUAUACCCCAUGCUGGACGACAGGACGAAGGUCGAGGCCGAUAACCCGCUGUCGCAGUUUCUGACGUGGACGAGCCGGGCGAACCAGAUUGGAUGGAACGCGUACCUCGAAGGAAGGUCAGGGGAGGCCGAUAUCUCAGAGUAUGCAGCUCCAGCGAGGGCGGCAAACGUGGAAGGACUGCCGAGCACCUAUAUUGACGUUGGUGGGCUGGACUUAUUCUGCGCUGAGUCUGUUACGUUUGCGAGGAGGCUUGUGGCAGCCAAUGUCCAGACGGAGUUGCAUGUUUAUCCUGGCCUUCCUCACAUCUUCGACCUCUACGCGGCAAAUAUCGAGGGUACACAGCGAGCGAAAGACAACAGGGUGAAGGCAGCAAGAAGUCUGUGA